UUGCUACCAUGUCAACCAACAACUAAUGGCAGAAAAGUGAAACGAAGUAGGUGCCAUUCAUUUGAGUGUUUAGUACAUGUAAAGAGCCAUCAUGGCGGCCACUCUGCCGCCCAUCAACAAGUCACCAAGCAUGAGUAGACAAGGAUACACAGUGCCGGCUCCCAAGGGGCCACCCAGUGGGAAGUUGAAACCACUACGAAAAAUUGGAAAAACUGAUAGGGAAAUUUUAUUCAAACAAGAAGUUCUGCGACAACAACAACCCGAUUUAUCAAAGAAACAAACAGCAAGCUACAGAAACACAUAUAAACAUAACUUAUGUCUGGAUAUGUUACAAGAUGGAUAUCACAAGUCUUUUAGUGAACUUUUUGCACUUAUCAAACAACAAGAAGAGGAAAGACUUGCACAGGGAGAAGAAUCUUUAAUGUGGACACAAACAAUGUUAAAAGACAGACAUCAAGAACUAGACAUGCUUAAAUUUCACCUGACAAAAGCAGAGGAAGCACUCAGAAAAGGUGAUUUCUCAGAGGUGUAUCACAACAGAUAUGAGCUUGCUCGCUAUUUUCAGUCCACGGGAGAUAAAUGGUUAUCAGAUCACUUCUUUAACACGUGUCUAGAAACUAGCAGUAACAUUGAAGGGGACGGAGGAAAGCUUAGAGCUCAAGGCUACUACAAUGUGGGCGCUGCACUGGAAGACAAUGGUAUGUGAAAUGCUAUGAACUGA
Molecule: messenger RNA, 721 nt
Organism: Saccostrea cuccullata (small rock oyster)
Lineage: Eukaryota; Metazoa; Mollusca; Bivalvia; Ostreida; Ostreidae
Product: tetratricopeptide repeat protein 29-like
Exons: 4
Coding region: 92-706 (204 amino acids)
Biological process (GO): cilium movement
Cellular component (GO): cilium
Source: RefSeq, a predicted model, not a curated record